GAAGAAAAAGAGAUCAAAAUUAUAAAAUCAAUAAAUUAGUUAAAAAAUAAAAUAUCAAAAUACUUUGUUAAGUUAUUAAAACGAAACGAAGAACGAUUUCAAGUAUUAACGUCUCGGAUUACCUAAAUUCAACUGACGAGGACGACUAGAAACCGACUUGGCUCUGAAUUAACACGUAAAAAUAAAAAGGAACGACAAGAUUGAAAGGGGGCAACGGAAACCAAAUUGGAGUAGAGAGGAGGAAGAGGAAAUAAAAAGAUUGAUUGGCACGCUGUGUAUACAGGGUAGAACAUUUAUCCUGGCCACCCGGAAUAUCUCGAGAACUAAAUUCCAGAUAAAAAAAAAACGUUUCAAAUAAAAGUGAUUUGUUUCGAGUCGUCGAUUCAGAAUCUGUAAUAAAAAAAAUGUGUAUCCGAUUGAAAAAAUUAAGUUGACCUUGGAAUCACCUUGAAGACAUGAUGAAAAUUGAAAAUAGAUGUGACUACUUUAUCAGAUCCUCCUCGACUUAAACAUUUUAUUUCAAACUUUUUUUUUUUUUCCUCCAGAAUUUAGUUUUUGAGAUAUUCCACGUGGCCCGGACAAAGUGCCCCACCCUAUAUGUACACUUGGCAUUGUUCCAGUGUUUCAAGACUGAAUCAACCUGAUCCUGUUCAGUUUAGUGAACAGUCUCGUUUCAUUCAGAUCGGUCUAGAAACAGCGGCAGUCUGACAAAAUGCGUUGGAGUGGGUGCAACGUGGGUCGUGGGUCACGAUUUUUAACUGUGUUGUGUGCAGUCGUGGUAACGUUUAUGGUUGCCGGGUGCGUCGGUGUGUAUGAUAAUAAAGUGAACACCAGAUUUGGCCAGAUUAGGGGACUGUUGUACAGGAGCACCAGGGGCAGGCUCGUGUCACAGUAUUUAGGUAUACCUUAUGCUCUGCCACCUGUGCGCGACCUCAGGUUCAGGGUUUUAGACGAGGAGAAUGAGCAUGUCACGCUUCCAGUGAUGUUUUAUAUUCAUGGUGGAAUGUACGUUAGAGGAAGUGCCGAUAGUCGCCAGUUACCUCCGGAUUACUUAAUGGAUCAGAAUGUGAUCCUAGUCACAGUCAAUUAUCGCCUGAACAUUCUAGGAUUCAUGAGCAUGGGAACCGAGGCAAAUCCAGGAAAUUAUGGGCUCAAGGAUUUGCUGGAAGCUCUGCGUUGGGUGCACGAGAACAUUCGCUCGUUCCAUGGAGACCCGGACAACGUUACUCUGUGGGGUCACAGUUCCGGGAGUAGUCUCUGUCACCUGUUGGCGAUGAGCAACAGAACCGAGGGGCUGAUCAACAGGUACAUCCUACAGGGCAGCUCCGCUCUGACUACGUCGACGAUAAGCACCAACCGAAGGGCGAGGACCGUCGCACUUCGCUCUGCUAGAGAGCUCAACUGCCUUCCACAGAAGACAGAACCAGCAGAUACAAAAAUGAACAAUACUGAACAGAGUAAACCUGGAGAAGCCAGUACAGAACAGAGUGAAGGGGAGAUUGAUGUGAAGAAUGAGACCCAAGCAAAUGAUCAAAAUCAGAGUGCAAUGGAGGAAGAGGGGGUAACUGUACAACCAGAAGUCGAUUAUGGAGAUAAGUAUACUGCUGAGGAAGAGGAGGAUAUAAUGUGGUGCAUGAGGCAUGUGGACGUCAGAGACCUUGCCUUAAUGGGAAAGGAUUUUCGUGUGAAAGGUGCGUGCUGCGUUUUUGCGCCGGUUAUCGAACGGGAAUCGAACGACGCGGUGGUGACGAUGCACCCCCUGGAUGCGAUCAAAGAGCGACGUUUGAGGGACCUGCCAUUUAUUAUCGGGGCCACCGAACACGAGGGAGUCGAGAAAGUCGUCGGUGAAUAUCAAGAAUCAACUGGAUUUUACCUAAUUCCAUUGUUAAACAAAAAGUUCGAGAGUCAUAUGCUGCACAAUACCGAAAACGACAUAACUAUGAUUAAUAUAAUGACAGAGAUGUGGGCCAGUUUUGCUACCACAGGAGUGCCUGAAGCUUGGACUAUACCAGCGUGGCCAGAUUGGCGCGAGGCCAACGAGUUCCUACGAUUUGGGAAUGGGAAACAACCGGAAGUGACGGUUGAGAGAGAUUUAUUCCCAGAGAGGAUGGCGUUUUGGGAGGAAUUGUCGAAAAUUAUCGAUUUCGAACCGAUGCAAGUGGAGUAUCUGAUGGAGGCCACGACAGAGGAUACGACAGAGUCUAAUGAUGGUGAUAGUAAAACACUUAACAAAGUAAUGCUCUGUAUUCUAGCAAC
Molecule: messenger RNA, 2256 nt
Organism: Ceratina calcarata
Lineage: Eukaryota; Metazoa; Arthropoda; Insecta; Hymenoptera; Apidae
Product: liver carboxylesterase 4-like
Exons: 7
Source: RefSeq, a predicted model, not a curated record